AUGGUAGCUACACGUGAAGGUAUACUUUACACAACAAUCUCGGAAGAAACUUUGUUUAACGUCUACAGACAACAGAACAGGAAACAAAGUGAGACUCCUGUUGACGAGGCAUUUGCAAAAUGUAAUGAUAUAGUACAGGAUUUCACUGUGUUGAUGCAUCUACUGAAAUCCUCGAUCGGCACAGGGAUACUUUUCUUACCCAAUGGAUUUAGGAGAACGGGCUACACAUUGUCAAUAACUUGCAGUGUCAUCAUCGGAUUAUUGUGUACUCAUACUGCUGUCACAUUGGUGCGAUGCGCUCAGGUGUUAUGCAGACGCAAUCGCAUACCGAUGCUGGAUUUCGCCAAAACGGCGGAGGUCUCGUUACAGAGCGGUCCACUGAGGAUUCGAAAGUACGGGAAAAUUUUCGGUGUGUUUACGAAUAUCAUCGUCUGCGUCGUCCACUUCCAAGCGGUGGUGAUAUACACAAUCUACGUAGCCACCUCCUUUCAGCAAGUGAUCGAAUUCUUCUCCAGCUUCGAAAUGGACAUACGGAUCUAUAUAUUGGCAAUGUUCCCUUUCAUCUGUGGGCUUGGCUUCGUGCCGAACCUGACGUAUCUCGCACCUUUUUCCAUAAUCGGUUUCCUGCUGACUUACCUCAUCGACGAUUUUCCUGAUCCCGGAAGGCUCCAAGCAUUCACACAUCCAUGGCCAGUCCCGAUGUACUGUAGCCUGAUGCUCUACGCUCUGCACAAUAUGACCAUCUGCAUGCCUCUGGAGAACACGAUGAAGCAUCCGCUACACCUGCCACGGUUGAUUGUAUUCAACAUGCUACUUAAUACCUGUCUUUACACGGCAUUUGGCUUCCUCGGUUACAACAAGUACAUGAACACCACCUGCGACACGGUGAUCAAGAACUUGCCGAUAGAGGACACUCUAGCGCAGUCGAUUAAAAUAGCUGUCUCUUUGUCCGUCCUUUUCUCGUUUGGAUUAACCUACUAUGUGCCAAUUUCGAUAUUAUGGCCGAUAAUCGAGCCAAAAUAUGAGACCUACAAGUACUGCAAAGCUACCUUUCGUUUAAGUGGAAUAUUGUUAACAACAUUAUUGGCCAUCGCAGUCCCUAUAAUGGUUCCCCUACUCGGAUUACUCGCAGCGUUAAGCAUGACCACGGUGAUUCUGUUAAUCCCUAUAAUAAUAGAGACAGCAACAAAAUGGGAAAAAGCUACGUGGUUCCUGUUAGCAAAAAAUAUCAGCAUUUCCGUUGUCUGGAUGCUCCUGUUGGUAUUUGGAGCAAUCGAAAGCACGCGGUCCAUCAUCAGAGAAUACAAUGGCGCUAAAGAAAACGGAUGCUAA
Molecule: messenger RNA, 1332 nt
Organism: Dufourea novaeangliae
Lineage: Eukaryota; Metazoa; Arthropoda; Insecta; Hymenoptera; Halictidae
Product: proton-coupled amino acid transporter 1-like
Exons: 7
Coding region: 1-1332 (443 amino acids)
Biological process (GO): amino acid transmembrane transport
Cellular component (GO): vacuolar membrane
Molecular function (GO): amino acid transmembrane transporter activity
Source: RefSeq, a predicted model, not a curated record